Molecule: messenger RNA, 1050 nt
Organism: Lactuca saligna
Lineage: Eukaryota; Viridiplantae; Streptophyta; Magnoliopsida; Asterales; Asteraceae
Source: the annotation of a GenBank genome assembly
AUGAAGCGCAAGAAGUGGUCAGAGCUCGAAGAACAAACGCUUCUGACCAAAUACUCCGACCUCGACACCUCCGGCGCCCUAGCGAAGCUAAAAACCAGAGAAAAGAAAUUCAAGCCAAUCGCCGAACAUGUCAACUCCGUCCACCACCUUCGUGACCCGAGCAGCUUCCCGUUCAAGUGGUCAUGGCGUGACGUAUCAAUAAAAGUCCAAAACAUGCGUCAUCAGUACUUAGGAGUGAAGCAAAAAAUUAGGGUUUCGGAUAGCGAAUACAACUGGAAAGACGGGGAGAAUCACUGGGAGAAUUUCAUGAAGUAUAAGGAAGUUUUCGGCGACAUCGAGCUCGAAUCUAGAGACAACAAGCGGUUUAGCGACGUCGGCGGCGAUCUAUUUGCCGAUUCCGGUUUUGCGUAUUCACGUAACGGUGGAGAUGAGUUUUUCGGAUUAGGUUUUGACGAAUUGCAGAACGAUGAAGAUGACGAUAACGAUAACGAUGACGAUGGUGAUAGUGAGAAAGAGGAAACCGAUGAUUCUGGUUCAGUUCACGUGAAGAAGCUUCGGAAAGGAGUAGGUGGGAGGAUGUUAGGGUUAGUCGGAGCUCAAAUGUUGGAGCUGAGAGAUGUUGUGUUGAGGAGAGAAGAGAAGAGGAGGAGGAGAGAGGAAGGUGGUUUAGCGAGAGAAGAAAGGAAGAACAUAAACAUCCAUGGAAAAGAAAAGGAUGACGAUGCUGAAGAAGAAGAAGAAGAAGAAGAAGAAGAGUUGUUAAUGGUGAUGGGGAGAAGGGAAGUGGAGAGCAGGGUGAAGUUAGAAAUGGAAUUCGAGGAGGAGAGGAGGCGGCGGAUGGCGGUGGAGGAGCGGUGGGAGGAGGAGGAGAUGAAAUGGAGGGAGAAGAUGAUUCUUGGAGUUAUGGCUAGGGUUUUUUGUCAGUUUUUUGGAUCUGGGAAUGAUGGAUUGGGGAAUUUGGGUCCACAGGUUUUGCAGAAUUUGCAGCAUCCAGGUGUUUUGGAUGACAAUGGAAAGCCAGAUGCAAAUUCACCUUCAGAAUUCUUGUAA